CAAGACGUCGAGAUGAGGCACAGCGGCCUAUCAGAUACGAAAACGGACGUCGCAGAAUCGCAACAGACGGAUGUAGAUGUCCUGGACGUGCUUUUCGCAAACGUCACGCUGCUAGACAAGUCUGUCGCGUCAAAGGGCGAGCCUAGAUUCGUCGCGAAGGUUCUACGACAGACGAUGUCAUGUCGUGCGAAUCUCACGCCGCACAAGCUCGUGGACUUUUUCCUCGCCGCGCUUCACAGCAAAGUUCCGACGAAGGAUGCCCUCGUCGCGCUUGCGGGGGGCGAGCCGACGCCGACGCCUGUGCAGACGCCCGCGACGCCGGUAAAGUCCCCGACGCGACGCAGCGCGCGCGGUAAGAAAACGCCCGCGGAAGAUGACGUCCCGGACGCGAGCGCGGAGGUUUCGAAGGCCGAAGAUGAGGCUCUUCGAACGCCGAUCCCUCGGCCGCGUGCGAAGCCAACACCAAUGCAGACGCUCCUCCCCGAGGUGGAGGCGUACGCGCAUUUACUCGUGUUGAUGUUCCUCACGGAUAACGGUGACGCGCGGUGCGUUCAAGCUUCUAUCGACGCGGCGAACCGCCUGAAGGUUUUCAACCGCCGAACGAUGGAUCAGCUAGACGCGCGCGUGUUGUUUUAUGUCUCGUUGAGCCAUGAGAAGCACGCGGAGCUUUCAGAUGUUCGAAGCGCAUUGCUGGCGUCGUUGCGAACAUCCGCGUCGAGGUUCGACGAGAUCGGUCAAGAGAGCUCGCUGAACAUGCUACUGAGGAAUUAUUUACACUAUAACCUGUACGAACAGGCGGAGAAGCUGCGUUCGAAAGCGACGCUACCCGCGUCUCGGUCAAACCAGCAGCAGUGCAGGUACUUGUACUACCUCGGACGCAUUCGCGCGAUUCAGCUCGAGUACUCGGAAGCGAAAGAGUGUCUACAAAUGGCACAACGCAAAGCGCCGAAAUUCGCGCGAGGGUUCACGUUAGAGCUUUCGAAAUGGAUUACCGUUGUUCAAUUACUCUUAGGCGAAAUCCCGGACAAGAAGGACCUCACUUAUGGCGGCGGUGUCACCGCUGCUGCACUGCGACCGUACCUCGACCUUGCGAAUGCCGUGCGGUUGGGGGACCUCGAGAAGUUCCGCGUCGUUGCGGGCGCGCACGAACACGUGUUCACGUGCGACAAAACCACGAAUCUUGUCGUUCGCCUGCGACGGAACGUCAUCCGUGUCGGCCUACGAAGAAUUUCUCUCGCGUACACAAAGAUUCACCUCACGGACGUGGCGUCCAAGCUCGGUCUCGGGAAAGAUGACGACGUCGAGUGGGUUGUCGCGAAGGCGGUUCGCGACGGCGGCAUCGACGCAAUGAUAGACCACGACGCGCAGAUCAUGUACAGUAAAGACAUCAGUGACGUGUACGGGACGACAGCGCCGCAAGAAGCAUUUCACGCGAGGAUCGCGUUUUGUUUGGACACGCACAACGAGGCCGUCGUCGCGAUGCGGUAUGCUGCGGGCGGAAAGACGCCGGCGAAAUCGAGUCGAAAGACUUUGAAUGACGCGGAUGCGGAGGAGCUCGUCAUGCACAUAUUGGACGACGACGAGUUUUAAGGGAAGCGCGCGUAAGAUGUCGCUCGCGCAGCCCGCGCAGCGCCCAUUCUAGUUUCCCAUUCGAGCGCGUGCCCGGUCGCGCCCCUCCCCUCGCGGAUUGUCAGAAAUGUUUUGAACGACACAGAUCAAGUUUGCACAGUGCGACGGCGCACAUCGUUCUCGUCUCCUAGCUCGCCCGGUGGCUGGUCAGCUGAAAUAUCUACGUGAUAUUACUGUGUGAUUGCCUAACACGGCGCUGCUGUCGUCUGAGCGCGUUCUCGUCAUAGUGGAGUUCAAGAAUAGGACAGGCCAUCAUGCAUGAGAGUUAACUCACCUGUCGAACAUUAUUCCGAAAUUAGUUCCAUAAAUGCACGGAGGUACGAAGGUAACAUCGAUUCAAGAGAGCGAGGCUACAAUAUUUGGGGUUUUUCCCGGACCUAGGCACGAAAAUUUCAGCCUAUCAAAUGCGUUUGGAGUUUCGUAUGCACACGGGACCUGAAGAUGAACUCUUCAGAUGAAAACCAUUUUUAAACCAAUACACGAACUUCCGUACU
Messenger RNA from Micromonas pusilla CCMP1545, 2123 nucleotides. RefSeq lists its product as uncharacterized. The transcript is spliced from 3 exons. NCBI's taxonomy places the organism in Eukaryota, Viridiplantae, Chlorophyta, Mamiellophyceae, Mamiellales, Mamiellaceae. The record is from RefSeq and is a predicted model, not a curated record. Gene Ontology annotation, cellular component: proteasome regulatory particle, lid subcomplex; proteasome complex. Gene Ontology annotation, molecular function: enzyme regulator activity; protein binding. Gene Ontology annotation, biological process: regulation of protein catabolic process; ubiquitin-dependent protein catabolic process. The coding region runs from base 13 to 1590 and encodes 525 amino acids.